Molecule: messenger RNA, 942 nt
Organism: Eremothecium sinecaudum
Lineage: Eukaryota; Fungi; Ascomycota; Saccharomycetes; Saccharomycetales; Saccharomycetaceae
Gene: BSD2
Product: Bsd2p
Exons: 1
Coding region: 1-942 (313 amino acids)
Biological process (GO): metal ion transport; vacuolar transport; positive regulation of protein ubiquitination
Cellular component (GO): Golgi apparatus; endoplasmic reticulum; perinuclear region of cytoplasm
Source: RefSeq, a predicted model, not a curated record
AUGAACAAUAAUACCAUAGUUGGAUCUAGCUCGAUGGGAAAUAGCUCUUCUGGGGGGUCUGUAGAUCGGCCGCGGGAUCCCCUGUUGCAAAAUAUGGAGGAUGGUGCAGGUGGUCAGCCAGGAGAUAAUUUAGAUGACGGAGCAUCAGAGCACCGGCAGCGGCCCCAGGAAGUAAUACGCUCGAGGAUGCAGCGCCACUUGAAUUCGUUGGCGAGGAGUUUCAACAUCCUCGAUAGGCUUUUCAAGCGUAACGAGGACCUUGAAAGGUACGCCAGCUCUCGUGGUGCUCAUGUGGGAGCUCAUGCCGAUGGAGUUUUUAGUAAUUUGGCGGCGAAACCCGACCGAAGCGGAUCUGUGGAAAACACUGACAGCGACAAACCGCCUACUUAUGACGAGGCAGCAGCAGAUAUGGUUCCUCCAUACUACGGUGUUGAUGAGGAUGGUGUUGGCCUACUUUAUAAUGAAAUUUGCAUAGAUGGUCUUCCAGUCGGCAACAUCGUUAACUGCUUGUGGAAUCUAAUAAUAAGCUCGAGUUUUCAGUUUAUUGGUUUUCUGAUGACCUAUAUUUUGCACACAUCGCACGCUGCUCGACAUGGUUCGAGGUUUGGUCUUGGUUUCACUUUUAUGCAAUAUGGUUACAGCAUGUUACCAAGGGAUGUUACUAGUAAGGUGGGAAAGAGUAAUGAAUUGAAUAGAUAUGACGUACAAAAUCCAAAUGAUUUUGAGAAUCCGCACCAAUAUCUGUCUUCAGAUACUCCUCAACACAAUUUCAAAUCACAGCUAUCACAUGGUCUGAUAGAGCAGCGAAGUGAUGCUCCUGCGCUUUCUAUUCUCCUAAUAAUAUUCGGCUUGUUCAUACUAAUCAAGAGCGUGUAUGACUAUACCGCAGUUAAACGAAAAGAACGUAAAUUCCUCUCAGGAGCAGAGCCUCAGCCAGUAUGA